AUGCGUGUUGUCUCUUUCCUUUUGAUUAGCCUUCUGGCUGGUCUAGCUCCAGCAGUACUUUUCAACGGUUCUUUCUCCAUUUUUGAUGAUUACAGCGGCAGUGCGUUGACUGUCGGUACAACUGGUCCGCUUAAAGGACUUGUUGAAGUUCGGCCCAAUACCAUAGACCCGUGGCUUAUCGAGACGAUUCCUGGUAUCGACUCGACUACUGGCACUACAGCGAUCAUACGGCACGCUGCCACUAAUCUAUAUCUCGGCUUCCGAAACAUCGAAAGCGGCGAAACUGCCAUAUUCACCGACGAGUAUCCUGCUAUAGUUCAAUUUGAACCUCGCGGGAAUCUUCGUUUCCGGGCUGAGCUACCUACUUCGAACAGCCUUUACUUAAGAUGGGUCGUCGAAAAAUUCAGUACCUUGGACAACCGCCUGGUUUUGAGAUUGCGUACUAGUUCUGCGAAGCCGGAGGGAAGAACAUACUUCACUGUGCUUGGAACGCCGAAUGCAACACUUCAUGAAUGA
Messenger RNA from Nannizzia gypsea CBS 118893, 516 nucleotides. RefSeq lists its product as hypothetical. Bases 1 to 516 code for a protein of 171 amino acids. The record is from RefSeq and is a predicted model, not a curated record. NCBI's taxonomy places the organism in Eukaryota, Fungi, Ascomycota, Eurotiomycetes, Onygenales, Arthrodermataceae. The transcript has a single exon.